AUGCCUGGAGAAAAAACUGAGUACUUUAACUGUGUGCUGUGUUCAAAAAGGACUAAACCAAAGGAGAGAAGGCGAGUUGACAAAAACAUUAGGAAAUACUUAAGGAAAAGAUUUUUAUUGGAGAGUAAAGGAAAUUCAGUCAUCUGCGGUAAAUGUAGAAAUAUCUACUACAGAGAUGUGUCAAACCAUGCAUCGUCUGCAACACCCACAUGUUGUUCAACUAUCCAGAAGGAAUCGCUAGCGCCUUCGUCCACUACUGACAACAGUAAACAUCUAUCAAGUCCUCCAUCAGUGACAUUGGAUCUGAAAUCUACAGCAAAGACCCAUGCAUAUUGUAUUCUUUGCAAAAAACCAGGACCUAAAUUAGUAGUGGUGUCUCCAGAAUGUCGCACAGCUGUCUUCGUGGAGCACAACAUACUUAUUCCAUCUGGAAAUAGAUGCUGUCCAGUCCAUCUGAAAGAUGGUCGUUUCACAAAUGAUGCCAGUCAUCAGUUACCAACUACAGAACAGGCAUUUAUCAACAGAACUACCAUUUUAAGUCUGCUGCAACAGAUGCGUUUUUUAUGCCAUCGAAAUGAAAAAUCCCACCUGGACUUUGAUGAUUUACAGACACUGACAGAUGCUGACUAUAUGGCUCUACUAGGACUCAAUAAGGAUAAUUUUCAAACUGUAUGUGAUUCUUUGAAACAUCAAGUGAAACAAACUCCAUCCAGAAGUCUUAGAAAAUCCGUAGCCAUAUUCCUGUGCAAAUUAAAGACUGGACUAUCUAAUCAGAUUUUAUCCAUAUUAUUUCGUACUUCAAAGUCCAGCUUAAGAAAAGCAGCUGCUUCUGUAAGAAAAGCAAUGUUGACCAGUUUUGUUCCACAGAGUCUUGGGUUUGCGCACAUAACAAGAGAGGAAGUCAUUAAUGGUCACACUCGUCAGCUAGCUCAAACUCUGUUCGGGAACAUAGAGAAAAACCAGGCUAUAUUGGUGCUCGAUGGCACAUAUAUCUACACAGCCAAGAGCAACAAUUUUCAUUACCAAAGGCGCUCUUACAGCAUGCAUAAGAGAAGACCACUAGUCAAACCAAUGGUGAUUGUGACAACCACUGGAUACUUUGUAUCUAUAUUGGGCCCAUACCUAGCUGACAGUAAAAAUAAUGAUGCUUCAAUUCUCCAUCACAUCAUUAAAACAAAUGCAGUGAAUAUCCGCAGCUGGGUCAGCGAAGACGAUAUUUUCAUCGUGGACCGAGGGUUCAGGGACGCUUUGCCUCUGCUUGCAGAUCUUGGAAUCCAGGCAGAAAUGCCCUGUUUUUUUGGAAAAGGGGUCCGAUGGGUGGUGGAAUCUUCAAAUGCGAGAAUCAAGCGUUGGAGAUACCUGGAUAAGACUCUGCCAACAAAUCAGAUCCCAUUUAUCGGAGAUUACGUGAAAAUUGUAUGUGCGCUGUCUAACAGAUUUUCACCGCCCCUGAACAAAAGCACCGAGGAAGAUGAGGCCGAGGCAGUAAAAAUGCUAUAUUUGUCUAAACAGGUUAAUAAUCUCAAGCAAACGGUUGAAGAAAAUUGUCUGAACCGAAGAUCUAUUCAGUGGCAGGCGGUUCAUGAGUGUGAUAUUCAGAACUUCCCUACGCUUGAUGAGGAACAGUUGCGGAAUUUGACGUGUGGGACCUAUCAGCUAAAGCUUUCUCGCAGUUACAUUCAAGAACAUAUUGAGGGGGAAUGCGAUAUAUUUUUUCAUAAGGAUAAUGAAAGACUGCUAAAAGUGAAAAUUCAGAGUCGUCACACAUCAUCAAAACAAUACUUCGUCUGGAUUGAAUAUUCGGAAUGUACUGUCAAUGCAUGGUACUGUACAUGUAGAGCUGGUGCAAGAGUUGUAGGCAUGUGUUCACAUAUAGCGGCCAUUAUUUGGUACCUAGCAAAAGGAAGGCAUGAGGGAAAGAGAUACGGUGUUCGUGAUUGGGGCGAGCAUGUCCUGGAUGCAGCAGAUAUCCCUCCUACCAUUGAUGACUCCGACAGUGAUGUCAGUAGCUGCGAAAGUGUUCCGGAAGAAUAA
Molecule: messenger RNA, 2034 nt
Organism: Ostrea edulis (European flat oyster)
Lineage: Eukaryota; Metazoa; Mollusca; Bivalvia; Ostreida; Ostreidae
Exons: 3
Coding region: 1-2034 (677 amino acids)
Molecular function (GO): zinc ion binding
Source: RefSeq, a predicted model, not a curated record